Messenger RNA from Spodoptera frugiperda (fall armyworm), 1690 nucleotides. RefSeq names its product T-cell leukemia homeobox protein 2 (gene C15). Gene Ontology annotation, molecular function: RNA polymerase II cis-regulatory region sequence-specific DNA binding; DNA-binding transcription factor activity, RNA polymerase II-specific. The transcript has 3 exons. The record is from RefSeq and is a predicted model, not a curated record. Gene Ontology annotation, biological process: animal organ development; regulation of transcription by RNA polymerase II. Gene Ontology annotation, cellular component: nucleus. NCBI's taxonomy places the organism in Eukaryota, Metazoa, Arthropoda, Insecta, Lepidoptera, Noctuidae. The coding region runs from base 359 to 1441 and encodes 360 amino acids.
AAUCGUAUUAAGCUUUUGUUGGAAACUGUUCCACUCAACGGGCAUAGUUGAGGCGUUUGUGCGGUCAAACUAUCGCGUUUGAAUUUCGAAAAGCGGUGGGGAUACUGCUGAUUGGCUCGUUUUGGCCGAUACACUGUGUAACGAUUCGGUAGCGUGCGGUCGAGCGUAGCGCGCCAACUGAGCUUUUUCAAAUAAGAAACUCGAGUUCGUAUGUUCCAUUCUUAUUUCGGAUUUCAUAUCGCAUUGAUCUAAAUAUUGGUGUUUAUAAAAAAAAAAAUGUUUUGCUACCAAAUGUAUCGGUGAAGACUAAAUUUUGUGUCAGUGUUUUAAAAAGUCGUUUUUAAGAACUUUGGUAAAAAUGUCUUCGGUGCACUCUGAUGAUGAUCAAGAGGAGAUCAAUGUGGACUCUGACAGCAGGCUGUCGGGCCACUGCGAUAGGAGUAUAGCAUCAGAAGACCGGGAUUCCGAACACAGUUACCAUGACAGAUAUCACGAUUCGCCAAACGAGCAUAUGACUGACACCCAACCGAGGGUGAACUUACCUUUCAGCAUAUCUCGGCUUUUAGGGAAACAAUUCGAAGAUAUAGAUAAGCGACGAAAUUCAGGGGAAAGUGACGACAGAAGUGAUCAGGACACUGAAUCAGAGAGUGCUAAAGACGAAGGGAAGGACAAUUCUGGUUUGCCUUUGAACUUUUCGCAUACUCCCGGUUUAUAUCCAAAUUCUGGACUGUUGUUGAGACCUGGGUUGGGGAUUGGUGGCGGUUAUGGGUUCUCGAGUAACCCUGGGGUUGUUAGAGUGCCUGCACAUAGAGCUCUGGGUGCGUUGGGUGCCUGGGGAGUCACCAUGGACCCGAUGAGGCAAGCAGCGGCAGCGGCGUUCGCACAUCAAAUUGUUAAGGACCGAUUGAACGCAUCAUUCCCAAUCACAAGGCGUAUUGGACAUCCGUACCAGAACCGAACACCACCGAAACGCAAGAAGCCAAGAACCUCCUUUACCCGACUGCAGAUUGCUGAAUUGGAGAAAAGGUUCCACAAACAGAAGUAUUUGGCGUCAGCAGAGAGAGCAUCCUUAGCCAAGACCUUGAAGAUGACUGAUGCUCAGGUGAAGACUUGGUUCCAGAACCGCAGGACUAAAUGGAGACGCCAAACAGCCGAAGAACGCGAGGCAGAGCGGCAAGCAGCGAACCGCCUAAUGCUCUCCCUUCAAGCUGAAGCCCUAAGCAAGGGUUACAUGCCAGAACCACCGCCGGGCUCAGCACAGCUUUCAGCACUACACUAUCAGAACUCCACCAACCCAGCACAAGCCCAACCUUCGAAUACCGCAUUAAGUGCUUUACAAAACCUCCAACCAUGGGCUGGGAAUCAAAGUAAUUUUAUAAAUGCGCAAGCGGCGACCGCUCAGCCACCUCACCCGCCGCCUGUAGCGUCACCUAUAUGUUGAUUCGUAGAUUAAGUUUUAGAAAAGGAAUUAUGUCAUGUAAUGCGUACUGGCUAGUAAUAAAGUGCGUUUUAAAAGAUUUGAAUUUCGAAUGGAGCUAUCGUACAGUCUGCUGAUAAUGUAAUGAUUUGAACGUAGAAUUUUGAUUAAAGAUCUUUUUUUUUAUUGCCGUCUGUAAUUUUUAUUGCCAGUGAUAUUUUUAUGACUAUAGCUUUCAUUUAUAAGAGAUUUUGAACGAUAGGUCCUACUUAU